GUAGCGCCGGGCGUUGCCAUGGCGACGCCGUCGGGACGGGCCGGGCCGGGCCGGGCCGCCAUGGAGGCGGCGGGCGGGCGUUACAGCGGGGGCACCGUGCGCGGCAGGAUGGAGGGACAGGGCUCCUACACGCUGCCGACGGGCACCGAGUACCGGGGAGCGCUGCGGGACGGGAUGUUUGAGGGAGAGGGAGAGCUGAUCUUCCCCAACGGCGGCAGAUACCGGGCGGUCUGGCACCGCGGGGUGCCCGUGCAGGGGAAAUACACUUUUGCAGAUGGUCUCCAAUACAAAGAUAAAAAAUGGCGUUACUGUGAUGGCUACGACAGAAGAUUUUAUACAGAAAUCUGUUCUGGUCUUAAACCACCAGGCACUUCUCAGCUUACAAAUCUGGAUCCUCCCCAAAAAAUCCCGGAAGGUUGUUACGACUGUGGUGAUGGAUUCUAUAAUCCUGAAACCAGAGUUAUUGUUGACUACAAACUCAGGUUUCUGAGAAAUGCAGGUCUGGCAGCAGGCUUUCAGAAUACUCCAGUUCUCACCUUUCACCCUGGCCCUAUUAUGAAGCAAUUUCUGAUUGUUUCUCAGCUGUUUGUGAAAGAGGGCAAGGAAGCAUACGGCCUUGGCACCGGCUUGCCUCCAAACUGGCAGCAUCCAGGUACCAUUACAGAAGAGAAGAAAAUAGACGCCAUUUGAAACUACUGAGUUUGCUUCCACCACUUCUUUGUCAAGACGAGUGGAUGUAGAGUACUGUAGAGACUCCUGUUAAAUUUGGCAAGCCUUGCAUUUCACUAGCGUGGAGGUCUGAUACUCAUUUACUUAGAGAGCUCUUACUGUUAAAGCAGUGCAAAGGCCCAUCAUGAAAACAUAAUCAGGCCCAGGGAAUAAAAUGACAGCAACAGUUUUGUUAUACGUUUUUAUCUAGCAAAGUUUUCCAAAUUCUCAUUACAAUCUUGCAGUUCUUACUCCGUCCCUAAACCUCUGUUUCCUCGGGGAUGCUCAAAUUUCUCUUGAUUCUCCAUGUGUGCUUCAAUCUUUUCUUUUUUCCAGUAUUGCGAAGUACACAAAAUUGGACACAUAAAUAAGAAUGGUAAUGCUCAUUUGUAAGAAGAUACGUUGUUUAUUUUGAAUAGAUACUGGGACUAGACUCCUGUUUCACUAGGAGCAUUACUUUUUUUUUUUUCCAGCAAUAGGACUCCUGGCACCUUUGUAACAGAGCUUGGUCAAUAGAAAGAUGGGAAGAUGGCCCAAUUUUUCAGUGAAAAGUAGAAAAUACAUGAUGUUAUGUUUAAUGCAAAGCAGGGAGGUACAAGAAGAGCUGUGACAUUCAGGUUUUAGGGCCCCCAAAUAUUGGAGAAGCCCAGAGCUUUCAAAGAGAAAAUACCGUCAAAAAUAGAAAUUUUGUUAUACUGAGAUAGAAAAGAUUAUAGGAGAUUGCCUGGGUCACCUCUCUUUUGAUGAAAA
Messenger RNA from Harpia harpyja (harpy eagle), 1458 nucleotides. RefSeq names its product MORN repeat containing 5 (gene MORN5). Lineage: Eukaryota; Metazoa; Chordata; Aves; Accipitriformes; Accipitridae. The transcript is spliced from 5 exons. Bases 19 to 690 code for a protein of 223 amino acids. The record is from RefSeq and is a predicted model, not a curated record.